Molecule: messenger RNA, 1026 nt
Organism: Sorghum bicolor (sorghum)
Lineage: Eukaryota; Viridiplantae; Streptophyta; Magnoliopsida; Poales; Poaceae
Product: transcription repressor OFP13
Exons: 1
Coding region: 74-841 (255 amino acids)
Biological process (GO): negative regulation of DNA-templated transcription
Source: RefSeq, a predicted model, not a curated record
AGGUUUUCAAGCGUUAAGGCACGCACCAACCUCACCUCCUCCUAGCUCCUGUACCUCGAGCAGUGCUGCGGCCAUGGUGACCAGAAGGCUGGCCCUGAGCUCCCUCUUCCAUGGCAAGGCAAGGGACACUUCCUUACCACCACCGCCUCCUCGCGCUACCGCCGGCCCGGCUGCAUCGCCAUGGCCGUCCAGCAAGAACAAGAACCCAAGAGCGCAGUCCACCCGCACCGCGGAGUCGCAGGCGGCAGGCGCCACCAGGACCAUCGCCUCCAUCGUCCUCGACUCCGCCGAGUCCUCCUUCACGGUCUCCUCCGCGCGGCAGGACUGCUGCUCUGACAGCCUCUCCACGGCGUCCGAGGCGUCGGCGGCGGCGUGCGACGACGCGGCGGACGACGCCGUCGUGCGGGGAAUCCGCUCCGACCGGCUCCUCUUCGACCCAGGUGCGUCGGCCACCAACUCCAUCCUCGAAGAGAAAUCUGCCGCCGCCGCCGCCUGCGCGGGCGCCAAAGAGGAGGAGGAGGAGGAGGCGUUCGGCGGCGCCGUGGCGGUCGCGUUCGAGUCCGCGGACCCGUACGCGGACUUCCGGGCGUCCAUGGAGGAGAUGGUGGCCGCGCACGGGGUCAUCGGCGACUGGGGCUGGCUGGAGGAGAUGCUCGGCUGGUACCUGCGAGCCAACGACGGGGACACGCAUUGCGCCAUCGUGGCCGCAUUCAUCGACGUCGUCGUCGCCAUAGCCGACCCGGCUCGGGGGGCCUCAUCUUGCACGUUUGCGGCGGGAGAGUUGGAUGUGGCGGAGAAGGCCAAAACGGCUGGAGUGCUCACCGUGUCAUGUUUGGAUUAAGCUGAACUAAAUCUUCGUGAUUUAUUUGGCUUAUCUACUAGUGAUUUACACUAGUGUAGUAGUGUAUUAGUUGUCUAGACGAUCAGCCUAUGCAGGGCAUGUUUGGUUCCCCUUAUAAAUUUAGCUAGGUAAAUUUUUUUUAGCUACUCUUAGAUGAUGGACUAAAUUAUAUUAGUUCUUUUUAA